AUUUUUUCAGAAAUGUUUUCAUUUUAAUUUUUAUGUACAGACUUAAGUGAUAACGACAAAUGAGUUGAAUGAGUAAUAUGAGGUAAAAACUUAAAAAUGUAUAUUUUUAUCCGGAAGUAAAAGGAUUAUUAAUAACUCAUUGGACAAAGUAUUAUCUUAAAUGUAAAUACUGCUUGUAUAAAGAAAAAUGGAUUUCGAAAGUCCUGAUGUUGAAAAAGAUUUUCCUGGUCUAUACGCCUCAGAAGCUGGACGAAAGAGCAAUGAAAGCGAUUUUAGUGACGGAGGGGAUCAUGAGAAACCCAGUAAAAAAGAUUUAUUAGGACGUAGGAAAGAUAGAAAAGAAUCUAAGAAAGACCGAGGAUAUGCAGCUUUAGCAGGUGAAAGUUCUCCAGAAGAAGACACAGACACUAAGAGUCCAUCAAAAUCAAAGAAGACAAAAUCUUUCAAGUUCCCUACAAAAAGUAAAGAAAAGAGGGAAAAGUCGAGGGACAAAGAAAAAGUAUUAGAGGAUGUUUCAAAGCAUAAAGAGUUAAACGAGAAAGAAAAGAAGAAGGAAAAAGAAAGAGAGAAGGAGCGGGAAAAGGAAAAGAAGGAAAAAGAAAAACGGGAAAAGCUUAAAGAAAAAGACAAGGAGAAGGAAGAAAAGGCGAAGUUUAAAUUGGAGUCGAAAGAAAAGUUAAAGGACGAUAAAAAAGAAAAAGUAAAAGAAACAAAGGAAAAAGUAAAGGAUAAAGAUAAGGAGAAGGUAAAAGAGAAAGAUAAGGAAAAGGUUAAAGAAAAGGAAAAAGAUAAAAAGGAUAAGAAACUGACCAAAGUGCCGUCUACAGUCACAUCAGGAGUGCCGUUUGAAGAAAUAUUCACAUUAGGAGUUGCCCUUCCAAUAUUUGGAGUACCGUUACAUCAGUCUGUGGAAAGAUCGCGUUGCCAUGACGACACCGGGUUGCCGCUUGUUGUUAGGGACAGCAUCGAUUUCUUACAGGCUAAUAUAAAGUCGAACCAGCUAUACCGGGUGGAACCAGACAAGAUUAAACUCCAUCAGCUGCGGAAGCUGUAUACUGAUAGGGGACCAACUUUUCCUUAUCAUUGGGAUGUACCUGUCGCCUGUUCUAUGCUCAAGAUGUUUAUCGGGGAACUACCAGAAUCAAUUCUCACCCAGGAGUUGCACGGUCAAUUCGAACAGGCCACGGCGAUAUCAGAACCCCAAAGGGAAACGACAAUGGUGGCAUUAAUCAAUAAACUGCCGUCGUGUAAUCUAGCACUGGUCGGAUGGGUCAUGAGGCACUUUGAAUGUGUCCUUUCUAAUGAACAGACAAAUCACGUGAACGUACAAACACUUUGUACGUAUAUGGGUCCGGCCUUGGGCGUGUCUCAGAACUUACUCACGUACCUCGUCAAUAAAGCUGAGAGAAUGUGCCCCGAUGUUUACCUCACUAAAUACGUUCCGCCACUACUUUCGAUUCCGCCAGAUUUUCCGGAAAAUGCUAAUGAAAUUUCGACAGAACUCCGCAAACAAGAGUCGGUAUUGAAUCAGAUCCAUUCAGAGAUGCACGCGGGAGUCGUCACUGCGGACAGAGACCAGCAACUCUGGGAGGCUCAACGGAUCGUCACACAACUUAAGAGAAAACUACGAUUAGUCCAAAAAUCAGUUGAACCGACCUCGCUUCCACUACAACAACACUCAAUAGACGAUAAACAAGACGAACAACAAAACGAACAGACAGACGAAGAUAAAAAACAAGACACACCAAAUGACCUGACAGAUAGCAAGGAAACUGAAUCGGAACUCAAAUCUGAAAUCCAAGACCCAACUUUCCCAGUAGACUUCGAUUCACAAACAGAAUUUCCAGUAGAAUACGAUGCACAAACUGAAUUUCCAGUAGAAUUUGAUUCACAAACAGAAUUUCCAGUAGAAUUCGAAGAUAAUUUCGAAUUCAAAGAAAAAGAAAUCGAAAUUGAAGUGGAAAAACCUAAAUUAACAGAAAAGGAAUUAAAAGUAUUACGAUUGCAAUUAGAAAACGCGGAAUAUUUACAACUGAAGUCUCUUCUACAAGCGAAAAUUAAUUCGGAGCAAUUUGAAAUCGUUAAACUGCGGAGUCACGUGGCGUUGAAGAAUAAACAAGAGGGACAGAAAGAGAAAGAGAUCUGCCAAGAUGAUAUAGACUUGAAGCAGCGGCUGUUGAAAGAGAAUGCUAUGUUGGAACAGAAAAGAUUGACUUUGGUGAAUCAGAUAUUCCAAGAGAGGGUCGCGUGUAUACAGUUGAAGAUUGAGUUGGCCAUGAAGGAAAUUAUGUCGAAGUCGUAGAAAAAUAUAUUUUUGCUUGCUACCAAUACUUAGCUCGAACAAUUUGCUAAAAACAAAUAGCUUAUUAGAAAAUCUUAGUAUGGAAAACUUAUAACCGUUCCACGCAUGGAACUAAACGAACUAACGUGCAUGGUUCAUGCUUUUCAAUAAAAUAUGAUAUAAAGAAUGAAAGUUGUAAAAUUAUAAAAUAAUUAUUUGAGGCGCAAAAAUCUAUUUAUUUAUUAAAUAUUAAUUAAUAAUAUUCGUUAAUUAUAAAGCGUAGUAUUUAAUUAUAAUGUUUUGUAUCACGGUGUUGCAUUUACAUUUUGUAAUGGUAUGAUUAUUUUAAUAUAUGUUCUUAUUUAUUCAAAAUUUAUAUAAAAUUUAAACAUGUCGCGUGGUUGACUAUGUACAGAAUAUAUAAAUUCCUAUUAUCCAAUUUUGUCCUAGACCUUUGCUUUGAGUCACUGAAAAUACAAAAUAUAUGAAGCAUACGGCACGCUGUGUAUUUGCGGCACGCUUGCUGUGCCUACUAUACAACUUUGUUAUCUAUUUUGUGAGUUAUAAAUUAUGUAUCGAUCUUAUGUACUUUGAGUAGACUUCGAAGGAUAUUUUUUAUAACAGAUACCUGAAGGUUGUAGUAAUAAGGUUAAUUACGAUAAAAUAUAAUCAUGACUAAUUGUGAUCUUUAUUUAUCAUGAAAUAAAGGUGCAAAAAAUAUUAUGUUUAUUAUCAUUAAGAUAACAGAAACGUAGAAUCGAAUAAUUAAUAUAAAACAUACUUUUCCUACUACGAGUGUUCCUUCUUUUUCGUUCUAGCCGAUCGCUGAAGACGAAGUAGGAAUGAGCAUAUGUCUAUCUCGACCAAAGCCAUUAUUUAUGACUGCAUUGGUCGGGAUAUGAUCCUUCCUAUUGUUGACAUAUUAAUUCCAGUACUAAUAUACAUUUCCAACACCUCCGUUUCCUCUGGUGUCUUUCCUAAUAGUUGGAAAUAUUCCCAUGUUACUCCUAAAAACGCUAACUGGGUUUUUUGUCAGGCAACUACAUAUUCUGUUUUUUGUCCUAUUUCUAUCCUACCUUUCCUUUCUAAGGUUCUUGAACGUAUUCUUCAUCAGCAAUUAGCUAUCUUCCUCAACGAACACACCCUUCUUAAUUCUUUUCAAUUCAGUUUUCGUUCUGGGCACAGUACGGCUACUGCACUUACUAAAAUUACAGAUGAAAUGGGCGUGGCAUGGAUACUAAAAAAACUCUCAAUACUUACCUUAUUUGACUUUAGUAAUGCCUUUAAUUCGGUAGAUAUUGAUGUUCUUCUUGAUUUGUUACGUUCUAUGAAUAUGUCUCUAUCGCUGAUAAAUUGGUUUAAAAGGUAUCUAUCCGAUUGCCCGAAACGAAUCAAAUUAACUGACAGCCUUUCCUCUCGGUCCCAUGUUUCUGCUGGCGUACCACAGGGUAGUAUUCUUUCUCCUCUCCUCUUUUCGCUCUAUAAAUUCUAUUACUAAUCAUGUUUCUUCCAACUCUCAUAUUUAUGCUAAUGACCUUCAAAUUUACAAUCAGUCUAAUUUCAAUGAAUUGCCCUCUGCUAUUCAGAUGGCAAACUUUGAUUUAGACAAAGUUGUUGAAUGGAGUAAAUCGUAUGGUCUUCAGAUAAACCCUUAUAAUAGCAAUUCCAUUAUCAUUGGAUUCCAUUCCAUUACAAUGAGAAUAAAUUGGUCAACUUUACCCCAGAUUACUAUAGAUAGUAUUGUGGUGCUCCACUGUUAGGAAACUGAGCAUUACUAUGGAUA
Messenger RNA from Pieris brassicae (large cabbage white), 4064 nucleotides. RefSeq names its product ralA-binding protein 1 (gene Rlip). The coding region runs from base 188 to 2302 and encodes 704 amino acids. The transcript is spliced from 10 exons. Gene Ontology annotation, biological process: small GTPase-mediated signal transduction. The record is from RefSeq and is a predicted model, not a curated record. Gene Ontology annotation, molecular function: small GTPase binding; GTPase activator activity. Lineage: Eukaryota; Metazoa; Arthropoda; Insecta; Lepidoptera; Pieridae.